Danio rerio (zebrafish) is the source of this 2149-nucleotide messenger RNA. It is a transcript of the gene st8sia4, whose product is annotated as ST8 alpha-N-acetyl-neuraminide alpha-2,8-sialyltransferase 4. Gene Ontology annotation, molecular function: sialyltransferase activity. Gene Ontology annotation, biological process: glycoprotein biosynthetic process. The record is from RefSeq and is marked provisional. NCBI's taxonomy places the organism in Eukaryota, Metazoa, Chordata, Actinopteri, Cypriniformes, Danionidae. Gene Ontology annotation, cellular component: Golgi membrane; extracellular region.
UUUCCUACGGAACAAAUCAUCGAUAUACAAUGACUGGCUAAUUAACCUAGUUAAGCCUUUAAAUUGCUAUUUAAGCUGAAUACUAUCUUGAAAAAUAGUUACUGUCAUCAUUAGUUAUUUAGAAAUUAGUUAUUAAAAUAUUAUUGUUAGAAAUAUGUUGAAAAAAGUCAUCCUGUCAAACAGAGAUUGGCUAAAAUAUACAAGAAGGCUAAUAAUUCAGACCUCAACUGUAGCUUAUAGUUAUUGGCUCAUUUGCGUGUCAGUCAGAGAGAAAGCGAGAGUGUGUGUGUGUGUGUGUGAGAGAGAGAGAGAGAGAGAGAGAGAGAGAGAGAGGCGGUGUUGGUUCUUGUGUUCAGAUGAGAUGGGUGGUUAUGAUGUUCAUUUUCUUAUCAUUUCUAAACAAUUAAUCAAGAUAAACGCGCGAAAUGCGGCUUUCACGCAAACACUGGACGGUCUGUACCAUUAGCGUUCUGCUUGUAUUGUUUUACAAGACGACAGACAUUGGCAGAAACGAAGUGCACCAGAAAGCUAGUCUGACAUGGUACUUGGAGCCAAGUGCUACUAGACUGAUGGCCAAUGGCUCUGAGAAACUUUUCGGCAAUGUCUUGAAUGGUCUUGACUUGGGAGUUGGAUGGAAGAUUAAUGCCACCCUUGUGUCCAUAAUAAGGAAAGACAUACUCCGCUACUUGGACGCAGAGAGAGACGUGUCGGUUAUCAAGAGCAAUUUUAAGCCGGGCGACACCAUCCGCUACGUUCUGGACAGACGCAGGACAUUCAGCGUAUCUCAAACUCUCCAUAGUUUACUUCCUGAAGUCUCUCCUCUGAAGAACAAGACGUUCAAGACAUGUGCAGUGGUGGGAAACUCAGGCAUUCUCCUGAAGAGCGGAUGUGGAAAGGAGAUAGACAACCAUAGUUUUGUUAUACGAUGUAACCUGGCUCCUCUGGAGGGUUUCGCAGAUGAUGUAGGAUUGCGGUCAGACUUCACCACGAUGAACCCAUCUGUGAUCCAGCGGGUGUACGGGGGUCUGCGGGAGGAAACCCAGCAGGAGAAUCUCAUCCAGCGCUUGCGGCAGCUGAAUGACAGCGUGCUCUGGAUUCCUGCCUUCAUGGUGAAGGGUGGCAUGAAGCAUGUGGACACGGUCAAUGAGCUCAUCCUUAAACACAAGCUGAAAGUGCGCACAGCUUACCCUUCACUCCGCCUAAUCCACGCUGUACGAGGGUUUUGGCUUACAAAUAAAAUCAAUAUCAAACGACCCACUACUGGAUUACUGAUGUACACGAUGGCUACACGCUUCUGUGACGAGAUCUACCUGUAUGGAUUCUGGCCUUUUCCCAAAGACGCCAGCGGAAAUCCUGUUCAAUAUCAUUACUUUGAUGGACUGAAAUAUCGAUAUUUUUCCAAUGCGGGUCCUCACCGCAUGCCACUGGAGUUUCAAACGCUGCAAAGACUGCACAGCAAGGGGGCGCUGAAACUCACGACAUCUAAAUGCACAUCAACUUAACCUGCAGCUCAUGGAUGGACACUGCACUAGGGUUGGGCGAUGUCGACCAAUUUGGCAUUGUACGAUGUCUAAUGUGAAACAUUACGAUGGACGAUGGCAUCGUUGUCGUAGGCGUCGGUGAAUUAAUUAUUCAUGAAUAAUGAAUUUAUUCAUAAUGAAUUUAUUUUUUGUAGCCUACCGUUUCAACUACCUGACCCGCAUGGUCUUUGUUUUACCCAUAACUAAAUCAUAAAUAAAUACAGAUAAGUUACACACCUGUCAAUCACUUUUUGCGUACUUUUUGAAUAGGCAGAGUGAUCAGUGUCGUUAUAAUGGCGUCGACAAACUUGGUUGGUAAAAAAGUUGCACAACCAACAGCAAGCAACCAACAGGAUCUAAGGUUUUCGCUAAAUUUGCUAAGUACAAGCGUAAAAGCGAAAGAUUGAAGCAGUGUGCUGAUGCUGUGACAUGUUAUUUGAUAGAUUCAAAAGACCGAAGAGUCAUUAGAUAGAGAUAAGAUUAAUAAAAUAUAACGUUUAACAACUAUAGUGAGACGCGAUCCAGCGGUACAUCCUUAAUAAACGCCAGUGUGGACGUGGAUAGUUUUCGUUCUAAAAUGGCUGUUUAAAUCUAAGACGUAUUAGUGUAAACAGGGCCCGAGUGUGUAU